Molecule: messenger RNA, 4132 nt
Organism: Osmerus eperlanus (European smelt)
Lineage: Eukaryota; Metazoa; Chordata; Actinopteri; Osmeriformes; Osmeridae
Gene: zbtb41
Product: zinc finger and BTB domain containing 41
Exons: 11
Coding region: 170-2887 (905 amino acids)
Molecular function (GO): protein binding
Source: RefSeq, a predicted model, not a curated record
GACACUUCGAGGUUGGGAAGGUGGGGCAAUUUUGAGAUGUUCAGGAUAAUAUAAUGUAGCUAGCGCUAUGUUCUUCGAAAAAAUAAACAUAUAUACGGCCACGGUUGCUUGAUCAAAUCUGAUGAAUCGAAACGGCUAAGGAAAAUCGAAUGACUCAUGACACACCAGGAUGAAAAGGAAAUUAAACAAACCUCAGCCACCUAAGCAGAGAAGAAGCCCCAGUUCACGGAGGGACAUGGUGGAUUCAGGUGUCAUGUCAGAUCCUGACAGUCAGAUGAAGCACCUGGCUUUGAUGCAGCACAGUAACAAUGUCCUUAAGUUCUUAAAUGAGGACAGAACCAAGCAGAGGUUUUGCGACCUACACGUCUCAGUGGGUGGAAAACAGUACAGUGCCCACAAAGUGGUGCUGGCCCAGGGUAGCAGUUACUUCCAUGCUGAGCUUACCAAGAACCCACACACAAACCAUGUCACCUUGGACCAUGUCGAGGAGUCUGUGUUCCAGCACCUGCUGCACUUCCUGUAUACGUCAGAAUGUGUGGUCUCAGAAAGGGAGCUCCCUGCCCUGACCAAGGCAGCACGCUUCCUGGAUAUGAUGGAUGUGGUAAAGCUGCUGACCGAGACAGAAGGACCAGUGGAUUGUGUCCUGGCCCAGGCUAAGACUGGGGUGGAGCCAGAUGUUGAGAGAAACACUGAAGCCCCAGCAGAUGGCACCAGAGACCAAAGCCAGACUAGUGUACAGUGUUGCUUCUGCAGCCGCAGGUUUUGCUACAAGAAGUCUCUGGAGAAUCACCUGGCCAAGAGUCACAUUUGUACACAAGGAGGGGGGACUCAAGGGGACUCAGUGGUUCAGAAUGCAGCAGAAGGUCAGGUGACCACAACUGCUAGGAGGUCAGCUCGAAGGAGGAAAGUCCCUGCCAAAUUUAAAAUGAGUGACAAUGAGGCCACAGAGGCUAACAUGGAUGAACCAUCUCAGGACACUGUUGGGCAAGAGACAGGCCCCUUUUUACCAGAGGAAGAGGAGAACAAAGAAGAACAUGACGACAGGAAACAGGAAAGCAAGUCUCCCUCAGGUGGUGCAUCAGAGGAUGAAGAAGAGAGGGAGGAUGAAGAGUUGGAAGUGGAGAACCAACGUGUCAUUGUGGAAACUGCAGAAGAUCAAACUGGUCCUGAGGUGGAGGUGUACAGUCAGACCUCUGACAGUGCUAAUCAUGCACCUGUAUACCCAGAGGGCCUGGCACCAGUCAUAAUCCACACCGCCAGCAAGAAAACUCUCCAGUGCCCCAAGUGUGACAAGACGUUUGACCGUAUAGGGAAGUAUGAGAGUCACACCAGGGUCCACACAGGGGAGAAGCCGUUCCAGUGUGACGUCUGUCUACAGUGUUACUCCACCAAGUCCAACUUGACUGUGCACAAGAAGAAACACGACAAUGAUGCUCCCUUCCAGAGGAAGGAGCACAAGUGUCCCUUCUGCAGCAAGCUCCAUGCCAGCAGGAAAACCCUGUCCAAACAUGUCAGAAGGUUCCACCCAGACCACAUCCAAGAGUUUAUUAUAAUGAGGAAGAGGAAGAGCGAAGGUUGGAAAUGUGAUAUCUGCCACAAGUCUUUCACACGUAGACCUCAUCUGGAGGAACACAUGAUCCUCCACUCACAGGACCGGCCCUUCAAAUGCUCCUUUUGUGAUGACUACUUCAAGUCCAGGUUUGCCAGGUUGAAACACCAAGAAAAGUACCACUUAGGUCCAUUCCCAUGCGACAUCUGUGGCCGACAGUUCAAUGACACGGGCAACAGAAAAAGACACAUUGAAUGCACACAUGGAGGGAAGAGAAAAUGGACCUGCUUCAUUUGCGGGAAAUCAGUGAGGGAGAGAACAACAUUGAGGGAACAUUUGCGUAUCCACAGUGGAGAGAAGCCCCAUCUCUGUAGUAUCUGUGGGCAGAGUUUCCGCCAUGGCAGCUCCUAUAGGCUUCAUCUCCGUGUCCAUCACGAUGACAAACGCUAUGAGUGUGACGAGUGUGGGAAAACCUUUAUUCGUCAUGACCAUCUGACCAAACACCAGAAAAUACACUCAGGUGAGAAAGCGCACCAAUGUGAGGAGUGUGGGAAGUGCUUCAGACGGCAUGAUCACCUGACUGUCCAUUACAAGAGUGUCCACUUGGGAGAAAAAGUGUGGCAAAAGUAUAAAAUGGCGGUGCAUCAGUGUGAGGUCUGCAAGAAAGAGUUCAAGGGGAAGUCCAGUCUAGAGAUGCACUUUAGGACACAUUCAGGUGAGAAACCACACAAAUGCCCAGUGUGCCACCAAACGUUCCGGAUUAAGAAGACUCUGACGAAACACAUGGUGAUUCACUCGGACGCCCGCCCCUUUAACUGCCCCCACUGCAGUGCCACCUUUAAGAGAAAAGACAAGCUCAAGUACCACAUGGACCACGUUCACAGCACAAAGUUCAGCGAGCAGCCUCUCACCGGAACUAACGAGGACAAGAUGGCCGUCCUGCCAUACGAUGAACCCCCUAAAGUAUUCCCUGAGGAACCCAAGACCAUCUUCCAGAGUGCCACCGCAGACUCGCGUGUUCCUGUCACUCUGGUGCCCGUCCUCAUGUCGGGCGUCCAAGGACAAGGUGACUUGGCCAGACACAGAACAACUAUCUCCACCCAACCCCAUGGUGUGCUCACGUCACCCCAAGCCCAGGCCCAGAUAACCAGGUACCAAGCAGCCACGGACCUGGCCUUCCUGGAGAAGUACACGCUGACCCCUCAGCCUGCCAACAUAGUGCACCCAGUACGGCCAGACCAGAUGCUGGACCCUAGGGAGUCUUAUCUGGGGACAUUACUCGGCCUGGACUCUGCCCCCACUGUCCAAAAUAUCUCUAACUCUGAUCACCCCCACUAAUAACCUCCGACCUGCCACCAGGCUUUGUAUGCAACAGUGAGCGACAGACAUGCAUUGUGGCUGGAGAGGAAUAUACUGAGAGUUAGUUCAGAAGAAGCACUAUAAUAAAAUAUGUUUUGUAUACUUUAGUUUUUUUUUUUUUUAUCACCACAGAAAUGUGCAGCAGUGAAGCUGCAUUUUAUAUCUUCCUCACCAUGAGAGCUCUGACACAUUAUCCAUGAUGUUGUUGUUUUCCCCAACCAUGCAAUGUUCUAUACUUGGAAACGUUGCAGUAGUAUGAGACAAGUAAUGUUGCCACUUGUUUGAACAAAUCUUGACACCUUUUCUAUAUUUUCCCAAUCUUUGAUGUUAUGUAAAGCGAAGGGAUCGGUCUGUGUUUUCGUCACACUGUAAUAUUGACUCCAUGCGCUAUGUUUAUACAUUGGGUUCCGUUAAUGGUCCAGUUUUUGUUGUUGUUGUGACUGAUAGGUUACACCGUUCAAACAGUACAAACACACCGUUUGACUUUGACUAUAUAAACUGAUAUAUUUGACUGAUAAUACUUAUUGUUAUUACCAGAUUGAAAUCAAUUGUUAUCCCUGACUGGCACAAAGCAUUUCUGAUGGGGAUAACAUGUUUACUAUUUGCUUGUUUUAAAUAGAAAAAACCUGGUAAAAAGGUUUUAAGUUUCAUAGUGGGUGUUGCAAGGUGUUGAUGGUGGUUGUAUAAGGGUCCUGUUGGCCUAGUUUACAACAUUCACAUGAAGCAUCAAAAUUGAUUUAAGACAUUUAAUUGUAUCAACCAUGUGAGAAGGUGAUCUUAAAUGAUGUGAGAAUACAGACCAUAAUAGAACCGUUAUAAUUGAUGAACAUGAAAGCUACAUCAUGUCCUCUGGAAAGCUUCUAAUAACUCUUCAUUUGGUUGGAGUUUUAGUUUGAUGUUGUGGUGGGAUUCUCACCCUCUGCCACCUGAAAAUGAACAGUCACCAUUGACAACAAAACCACAUUUCUAUUCUACAUACUUCAGAUGUACACAGACCUGGACAGUAGGCCUACUAUAGCCAUUCAUAUUUUUUCACUUUAUUACUUCAAUAUUCCUGUGUAUAAGCUUGCCAUUUGUGAUCAUUAGGAACAUUCGAACAUAAUUACAACUGCCAUCUAACCUUGUUAGAACUAAACUACUUCGACAAUUCAACUUCAACAGUGAAUUCAACUGUUAUGUCUUAAAUUGGACAGGAUAUACUUCACUUACCGAGUUGAAGUUAAU